This is a messenger RNA of Aphanomyces astaci, 617 nucleotides long. RefSeq lists its product as hypothetical. The transcript has a single exon. NCBI's taxonomy places the organism in Eukaryota, Oomycota, Saprolegniomycetes, Saprolegniales, Verrucalvaceae. The coding region runs from base 92 to 544 and encodes 150 amino acids. The record is from RefSeq and is a predicted model, not a curated record.
CGCUCAUCCAACGAGUGAGCGGGAGUUGGAGCUCAAAUGCUCACAACGGGAAUGUGAGCUUCAUGGGGUAUUUACCAACUCUGAGAGGACGAUGGCGAUGGCUGUCAAUUCGAUGCUUAUCUUCGAACUUCGACGGUGCCACAAAAACACGCAGAAUAAACAGCCUUGCCCAGCUGAAUUGCACGUUGCGAUGUGCUACGCACUGUCCGAGCACGCCUUCCUGGGCUCGUCAGCUUUGUCGCCUCCGUUGAACCCACUGCGGAAGCGCCGAACAGGGCAAAUCUUCCAACUGCUGCAAAGGGGGAUUCAAAACGACGGCGCUACCACCGUCGAUAGCGUUGCGAUUGGCGCCCUCGCACUCAAGAUGGAGCGGCUAUUGUACCGCAGUGGCAAUACCAUUGUGGGCGAAGAUGAAGAGGCGGCGUGGCCACCCGAAGUCCUGGACAUGAAGCUGCGGCAGCUUGUCCUGCGCAUUCUGCAAUCGAAGUCUGCCGCGUCCUUCGCCCCCAACAACUACACGUUGGACACGAUAGCGCUGCGUUGAAAUGUUGUGAAUAUAUGUGUAGUUGGACGGCCCUGAUCGGACGUCAAAUGUUCUAUUAGUAUGUACUACCGGU